GCGGGGGCGGGCGGCAGCAGCGCCCCCGCACUCCCCGCGCCUCACACACUUGCACCGGCCGCUCGCGCGCAGCCCGGCGUCGCCCCGCGCUGCGCUCGCUCCUCCCUCCCUCCUCCCGCUCCGUGGCUCCCGCGCUCCCGGCGAGGCUCAGGCGCCGAGCGCGCGGACGGGCGCACGGACAGACGGCCCCGGGGACGCCUCGGCCCGCGCCUCCCGGGCGGGCUAUGUUGAUAGCCCCGCCGGGGCCGGCCCGCGGGAUCAGCACUGCCCGGCCCGCGGCCCCGGCGGCCAGCGGGGACUAUGAACCGGAAAGCGCGGCGCUGCCUGGGCCACCUCUUUCUCAGCCUGGGCAUGGUCUACCUCCGGAUCGGUGGCUUCUCCUCGGUGGUAGCUCUGGGCGCGAGCAUCAUCUGUAACAAGAUCCCAGGCCUGGCUCCCAGACAGCGGGCGAUCUGCCAGAGCCGUCCCGACGCCAUCAUCGUCAUAGGAGAAGGCUCACAAAUGGGCCUGGACGAGUGUCAGUUUCAGUUCCGCAAUGGCCGCUGGAACUGCUCUGCACUGGGAGAGCGCACCGUCUUUGGGAAGGAGCUCAAAGUGGGGAGCCGGGAGGCUGCCUUCACGUACGCCAUCAUUGCCGCCGGUGUGGCCCACGCCAUCACAGCUGCCUGUACCCAAGGCAACCUGAGUGACUGUGGCUGCGACAAGGAGAAGCAAGGCCAGUACCACCGGGACGAGGGCUGGAAGUGGGGUGGCUGUUCUGCCGACAUCCGCUACGGCAUCGGCUUCGCCAAGGUCUUUGUGGAUGCCCGGGAGAUCAAGCAGAAUGCCCGGACUCUCAUGAACUUACACAAUAACGAGGCGGGCCGAAAGAUCCUGGAGGAGAACAUGAAGCUGGAGUGUAAGUGCCAUGGCGUGUCGGGCUCCUGCACCACCAAGACGUGCUGGACCACGCUGCCGCAGUUCCGGGAGCUGGGCUACGUGCUCAAGGACAAGUACAACGAGGCCGUUCACGUGGAGCCCGUGCGCGCCAGCCGCAACAAGCGGCCCACCUUCCUGAAGAUCAAGAAGCCGCUGUCGUACCGCAAGCCCAUGGACACCGACCUGGUGUACAUAGAGAAGUCGCCCAACUACUGCGAGGAGGACCCGGUGACAGGAAGCGUGGGCACGCAGGGCCGCGCCUGCAACAAGACGGCCCCGCAGGCCAGCGGCUGCGACCUCAUGUGCUGCGGCCGCGGCUACAACACCCACCAGUACGCCCGCGUGUGGCAGUGCAACUGCAAGUUCCACUGGUGCUGUUACGUCAAGUGCAACACCUGCAGCGAGCGCACCGAGGUGUACACGUGCAAGUGAGCCCCGCACGCCGCCGCGCCGCCCUCCGGCCGGGUGGGCGCCUCCAGCCGCACGUCAGACUGCGGGGAGGACCGGACGGCUUCCAAGCUGCAGUCACCCUGGCGGAUCUCCUCCCGGAUCUGCACGGGGAACCGCAGGAAUGCUGAGCUUGUCUUUUCUGCUGUAGGGACACCUCUCGCGGGGUUUCCGGCGGGCGCCGGUCGGAAAGAUCUCUCCAGAGCCCUUGCCUGUUCUCUUCCUCACCCACUGCUGCUGCACCCGACCCCAGACACCGCCGGCGGGGGCGGGGAGGGGGGCCCUCCCUGGCAGGAGCAGAGCCUCUUCGCACCAGGAGCUCUGGACCCUUGGGCCUCAACAUAGCAAUAUUUAACAAUUUAUUCUGAUAAAAAAAUAAUAUUAAUUUAUUUAAUUAAAAAGAAUCCUUCCACCUCGUCGGGAUCCGUUUUCUGCAAAGUGGACCGCUUGCUUUCCUUGCGGGAUAAUUUUGUCACUAGGGCAAGGAGCCGAGUAGAACUGUACAUAAUUAUUCUUUAUGCAGAUAUUUCUACUAGUUGACUUUGCAGGUACCCCCUUGCAGCACUAGAUGUUUAAGAGCAGAUGUCCUUUAUACAUAUAUAGAUAUAUAUACACACACAUUUAUAUUUUUUUGCUGUUUGCUGCUACUUAUCCAGAAAUUUAAGCUGGUCCAGAUUUGGAGACGUUUCCCACCCUCGAGUCCUUCCCAGCUCAAACUGACACCAGUAGAAAAAUCCAGUUUGGAAUACAGAGAGAGAGGAAAGAUGAUAAUAAAACUCCCAGCAGUUUCCAUCUUUUGGAAAGUGAGCCACUGGAUAAGAGAGAAUAUUUUGUUAAGAGACUAUUUUUAUAUGAAUAUUUUAUUUAUAUCGAGUCUGCCUGUAUCAUUCCAUGGCCUGUGCUGCUUCUUAAUUCCGGUACUCACUUUGGAGUAAGGAGGAGCGAGGCCUGGUCCCCACGGGGACCCUCACAUAGCUGGGUUCUCGAGUUCUGUUGGCCAAGUGGGCAAAAGUGGCCCCCGGAUGGCUGGACUGAAGUGUCAUCGGUAUUACCUGGGAAAGGAAUCAGAUCCCCAGCCUCACCUGUGAAGCUCGGGCCUUUUGAGCAGGGUCACUGAGCAGUGACCUCGUAAUGAGCCAUGUAGCAGGCAGGCCCGUGCCCUUGGCAUUGGGUGACCAUCACAGGGCUUGAUCGCCACUCAGCAGAAACCGGCUCAGGGAGGCUGCUCCUCGCCAGGAUGUCCCUGCCAUUGCCGUGUGUCCCGAGAGGUGAGGCCAAGUCCUCAGUUACGGGGCAGAAAAGCUGGGGUGAGGGGUCCCAAGGACGGCAGGGCUUCCUACGGAUGUCACGGUCCUGGGGCAGACUGGCAGAGAGGUGUAGACGAGGCCUCUCUGCUCCGGCUCCACCCACAUCCAGUGCCUCUCGACCUGGAAAGCUCUCCUGCAAGAGGCUGUGUGUGUCCUAACAUGUGUCCGUUUGCAUUUCCGUGUGCACGUGUGUGUGUGUGUGUGUGUGUGUGUGAGACCUUCGGGAGACUUGGGGUCGUCGUGUGACUUUGCACCUUCACGCCCCUCUGGGGUCCCGAUGUGCGUACAUCUUGUGUGCCCCCGCAUAUGCCCGGCUGUGUGUGUCUCUCUCUCCAUGUGCCUGAGAGAUUCAGGGUGACGUGUGCAUGCGGGCGUGCUCCUGGGCAGCUGCUGGUCCCCUGGUGUCUCCGCUUGUGGGUGAGGUGUGGUGUGCAGGGACCUUUGGCAAUUGUGUUGAGCCAUCGAGAUGGCUCCUCUGGGCUCUGUGCCCACAGACACUGGUGAAACUCAGAUACCUCUGAGACCACAGCCUGAUGGCCCCACGUGCUGGGAGCCCCUCGGUGUCUGGGCUCUGUUGGACUCCCCAAUGUCAGCACUGGGCCUGGAUUGCAGCAUGGACAAAUAAAAUGGCUGGAUGGUUGGUUGA
Molecule: messenger RNA, 3318 nt
Organism: Leopardus geoffroyi (Geoffroy's cat)
Lineage: Eukaryota; Metazoa; Chordata; Mammalia; Carnivora; Felidae
Gene: WNT7A
Product: Wnt family member 7A
Exons: 4
Coding region: 301-1350 (349 amino acids)
Biological process (GO): multicellular organism development; cell fate commitment; canonical Wnt signaling pathway
Cellular component (GO): extracellular region
Molecular function (GO): frizzled binding; cytokine activity
Source: RefSeq, a predicted model, not a curated record